Messenger RNA from Rhipicephalus sanguineus (brown dog tick), 2416 nucleotides. Its product is annotated as calcium-activated chloride channel regulator 4A. NCBI's taxonomy places the organism in Eukaryota, Metazoa, Arthropoda, Arachnida, Ixodida, Ixodidae. The record is from RefSeq and is a predicted model, not a curated record. The coding region runs from base 122 to 2416 and encodes 764 amino acids. The transcript has a single exon.
CCGCCGCGGCUCCGCAGCACUCGACAGCCUCGCACCCGAACACGAGUUUGUGCAUCUUUGGCCGCGAUUCCGUUACGGGAUCUUUGACGAGAUCGGCAUUCCGGGAAGCAAGCGCUUUCCUAUGGCUGUGACUGACAACGACACCGUGUUUCCCGUGAGCCUGUCGAAGGGUCUGUCCGGCAUGCUCUCUCUGUCCGACGGAAGCAGAUGCGCGGCGACGCACAUGGGAAUGAUUAGGCCUGACUGCCACCUGUUCCUUCAACUCAGCAACAGGCAGACGCUGAUGGGUUUACUGCGGAUGCCAUACGCGGCAGCGAACAAUCCGACAGCGGCCAGGUACCUUCCCACGCAGCACAACGUCCUGUGCCAGAGAAGAAGUACGUCGGAGAUCAUCUACUCUCACGAAGACUUCACGCUGAAGCGAGAGCCGAACCGCUCGCCCAGAGAGCCUCGUUUCCGGUUCGUGAGGCCCAAGGAGAACGUCACCACGCGAGUCGUUCUCCUACUGGACGCCUCGGAAGGAAUGUGUCGUGGAGGUUGGAUGCGACAGGUGCAUCAUUCCGUGUCACGCUUUAUCCAGUCUCGGUUGCCGGACGGCGCGCAGCUUGCGCUAAUUGCGCUUGCCGAAGACGAGGCGCACGUCCUCGCCAACCUGACGAAACUCGGGUCGCGCUCGAGGAGGGCCCUGAGACUUCUUGUACCUUACGGCUGUGGUCGAGCAGGCGUAAACCCGUCGAGGGGACUCGACCGCACUGCCCAGCUGCUGAAAGGCUCCCACCCCGCGGGAGCGAUCGCGGUGCUUGUAACGCACGAAGCGUCACUCGGAGGGAAGAACGAAACUGCAAUCGAAGCAUGGGACACGGGAAUCAUUCUUAGUACGGUGGCUCUGGGGUCACGCGCCGAUCCCGCGUUGGAGCUGCUCGCUUCCAGGAUGGGUGGCCUGAGUUUUUGGGUUCCGAGCGAAGGGGACGCUUACACCGCACUCCUAGACGACGCACUGGCUGACGCGGCGCAGCAGCUUAGCCAAGCCGACCAACGGGAAGUCAUCGUGCGUCGGGAGGAGCUUCGGGUACGCGGCGAUCGCCAGCUUCCUUUCGUCAUCGACGCCUCCCUCGGUGCGGACGGCCGCGUGGCAGUCGUAGGCCGUGCGGUCGAAUUCCUCGCCGUGCGCAUUCGCGACCCUGACGACGAGUUGUACGACGAGGCGAGUCCCGAGUGCACCAAGGACGUACUUCGAACGCAGUCCGUGGUCUUCUCUUUCCCGACCAUGAAACCUGGCCGCUGGACGGUGCAAGUGUCUCCUAUCAGCGGCGGCGGCACGGGCGGUGCGGCGACGUCCACCGUGAUGCUGCUUGUGACGUCAUACACAGCGCGGAACAAGUCGGCGAUACAGCUACGGGCUCAAGCGUCGGCGCCGUGGGUCGCCUACCCGGCAGUGGCCAGUCUGCACGCUCGCCUCACCAGAGGGAACCACGUGGUUGUUGGAGCCUCGGUGUGGGCUUCGGUGAGCCGGCCCCGACGGAGGCACGUGGUCAUCACGCUCCACGACGACGGCCUCGGGGCGGACACGAGUGCGGGUGACGGCAUCUACUCGGCCUUCUUCACGGACCACUCGGGCGUGGGACGGUACCGCUUGGUGGUGCGCGCUGCGGGCGACGAGAGCAACGCCCGCACUACGCUGCCCCACGUCUGCCGCAGCUCUCUCGCGGACCUAGCACGAAAGCCGCCGAACCUGGUGGUACAGCCUAAGAAGGCCUACCGCUUGACCGACCUGGCGGAGGACACCGGGUCUGAGGACCAGUGGGCGCCCCUGGCUCCCGAGGCCGGCCAACCGUGUCCCAUGUUCGAGAGGUACGUCGACGCUGGUUCGUUCCAGCUGGUUGGAUACCGGGAGCGCAGCCCCAUUGGACCGGGUGCCAUCUCGGACUUGUUGGUCGAGGCGUCCAUGGUGCGAGGACCACGGUGGAUGCUAGAGCUCACGUGGACGGCCAUGGGCUCGCACUUGGACGCAGGCGUCGUGGAGCACGUGGAGUUGCGCUGUAGUCGACGCGGAAGCGAGCUGGAGGAGAACUUCCGGCGAGCCUUCCAGAUCAGGGACACGGACCUGCUGAGGGGAAGCCUGAGUCCGCUGGCAGCCCGGAAGCGUCACCGCGUCGUCGUGCUGGUACCGGCGCGCCUGUUUCCACCGGACGGCGGCGCCUUCACCCUUUACCUGGCAGUGCGAACCCAAGAUGUGCAGGGCCGCCAGUCGCCGCUGUCCAACGUGGCGAGAGCUACGCACCCUGGCAUACGACCAGCGCAAACCCAACCGGGCGCGGACAAGCAGAAGCCAGGAAGUUCAGCGAGGCCCAUCGUCUUACGACCAAGGCCCAUUGUGAAUCAACGCAGUCGCCUUAAUAGAAUCUUUUUUACUUAA